AUGGUCGCUAAGUUCGUCGUAGUUCUCGCCCUGGUGGCUGUGGCUCACAGCUCAGUCCUAGUAAAAGUAGACGGCGACUCGUCCAGCUUCUCCUACGACGUAGCCGACCCCAACACUGGCGACUACAAGAGCCAAUCCGAAACCCGCGUCGGAGGAAACGUGGUUGGACAGUACUCCUUGGUCGACCCCGAUGGCACCCAGAGGAUCGUAGACUACACUGCUGAUGAUGUCAACGGAUUCAACGCGGUUGUACGCAAGGAACCUUUGGUAGCCGCUAAGACUGUGGUUGCCGCGACUCCUGUGGUUGCUACUACUCCCGUUGUUGCUUCCGCACCCGCGGUUGUUGCCGCCCGCACCGUAUCUUCUGCUUUGGUUGCCUCCCCCACCGUGUACGCCUCAUCUUCUCCAGUAGUCACUGGUUCAUACGUUACACCCUCAGUGUACAGUGCGUAUCCUUCAGUGUACAACACCGUGCCUUCAGUAUACAGAUCAGUGCCUUCCGUGUACAACUCCGUCCCCUCCGUCUACAGCUCCGUACCCUCUGUCUACAGCUCCGUACCUUCAGUUCCCUCCCUUGCCUACAGUUCCCUCUCAGGUUACGCGUCUCCUUACUACUCAACCUACGGAUGGUCCAACCCUCUGGGUUACUCAGCUUACGGCUACCCUUCCAACUACUGGGUAAAGUAA
Messenger RNA from Pararge aegeria (speckled wood butterfly), 687 nucleotides. Its product is annotated as larval/pupal rigid cuticle protein 66-like. The transcript has 2 exons. Gene Ontology annotation, cellular component: extracellular matrix. Lineage: Eukaryota; Metazoa; Arthropoda; Insecta; Lepidoptera; Nymphalidae. The record is from RefSeq and is a predicted model, not a curated record. The coding region runs from base 1 to 687 and encodes 228 amino acids.